Achroia grisella is the source of this 1712-nucleotide messenger RNA. RefSeq names its product sialin-like. Gene Ontology annotation, molecular function: transmembrane transporter activity. NCBI's taxonomy places the organism in Eukaryota, Metazoa, Arthropoda, Insecta, Lepidoptera, Pyralidae. The record is from RefSeq and is a predicted model, not a curated record. The transcript is spliced from 13 exons. Gene Ontology annotation, biological process: monoatomic anion transport; transmembrane transport. Bases 54 to 1574 code for a protein of 506 amino acids. Gene Ontology annotation, cellular component: plasma membrane.
UCAAUGUAAAUAUUAGCUCUAAACAAAUAAUAACGGCAAGUUCUUUGGAAGUGAUGAUUAAAAUUAGGGUUCGUGCAUUAAUUGGAGUUAUGAUUUUUCUAGGAUACUUCUUGAUUUAUUUAGUUCGUUAUAACCUAAGUGUGCAUAUAGUUGCUAUGGCUCAGAUAACAAAAAGAGAGGACAACGACGUAUAUAACGGUACCAAUAUUAAAAGGAUCUCGAAUAUCAUAUCUGGGAGUGUGUUAGACUUAAUGAACUGGGAUGACAUGAAAGUGGCAAAGUUAUUUUCAGCAUACCACAUAGGCUAUUGCAUCUGUUUCCCUAUUUUUCACACUAUUGGAGACAGGCUCGGCCCUACAUGGGUGGUGGGGAUCGCCGGGAUGACAUCAGGUGUACUAAGCUGCCUCUCGCCAGCAUCAGCGUACUAUAGCUUUUGGGCUUUAUUCUUUGUACGCAUUAUAAAAGGAUUUUGCGCUGGAGCCAUGCAACCCAGCAUGGUACAAGUAUUAAGACAUUGGGUACCACCUAUAGAGAGAAAUCAUUUUAUGUGGGCUUAUUGUGGAAUCACAACAGGAACAUUUUCCACUUUCCUUAUUUGCGCUGCGGUGCACUACUAUUCUCAAUGGCCUGUGGGUUUCUAUAUAUCCGGCGGAAUGCAAGUAAUAUGGUCAGCUUUAUGGCUCUUUGUAGUUACAGACCGUCCCGAUACACAUACAUAUAUUUCUAAUGAAGAAUUAACUUAUUUAAGUAAUACAAUUGGAACAGUGUUCACAAUUCAGUUGACAAAUUCUCAAGCGCCAUGGAAAUUGAUAUUAAAGUCUGUUCCAUUUUGGGCCCUAUGUAUCUUAAACUUCGGGUACGCUUGGAUGAUUAUAUCUUUGUGUAUUUAUGGACCAUUUUAUUAUUCAAAGAUAGUCAAGUAUAGCAUUUACAGCGCUUCAGCGUUAACAGCUUUACCAUUUUUCUGCCGGUUGGUGUUAGGUACUGUAGUGAUACAAACAUUUCACUGGUAUAAACACAACGCUAAGAUGAAAAGAAUUAAACAUAUAAGGAAAUAUUUUAUUGUUAUAUCCCACGUGAUCCCAGGAUUUCUAAUAUGUAUCUGCUGGUUACUUAGCAUAGUUCCUGGGCCUAUUUUGAUAACCAUAUCUGUUGCAUUAACUGCGGCUGGUAUGGAUCUGACUCUGGAUCUCUGUUAUGAGUUAACGCCAACAUUUGUCAAUUCAGUGAAUACAGUCAUAAAAAUAGUUGGAAAUAUGUCUGGAAUUAUUUUAUCUUUCUGUGUUGGUCACGUUACACAUAUAUAUAAAAAUAUACCUCUUACGUGGAAACAUAUCUGGUGUUUUCACGCUUUGGUCUUACUCUUGAGUGGAUUUAUUUUUCUUAUAUGGGGGGAAACCCAUACUCAACCAUGGAAUUUUCAAAGAAAUAGAACAAAACGUACUUGUGCAAGAGCUGUUCCAAAAUCUUCUAUUAUGUCUAAUAUUAUGGAAGUGGAGGAAGAUGAUUCGUUGAAUCGAACGGCGAAUCAAACUAGAAAUCAAAAUGCAUUUUUUAAUAACGUUUUAAAAUAAAAAUUUAUUGUGUUAAUCGAUCGACUUAUUUUGUACCUACAUUUUGUGUUAUAAUAGUUAUUACUAAAUGUAUUUUUGUAUGCCUUUGUAUAUUCAUACUACAUAAACAUUUAGAGUUACUACAAAUAAAGUCCCAUA